UACUGCACGCUAAAGUUGUAGGCAAUAAAGAGUAAUCAUUAGGAACUACAUUCUGAAACCAUGAGGGUCAUUAUAUUAUUACUGAUGUGCAUAUAUUUAAAUAUAGGUGUGAUUUUAUGCGAUUCGGAAUGUAAAAACUUUAAAACAUGUGGUGGGUGCAUUGGCUAUGCGUAUGAUACAUGUGUUUGGUGUUCCGCUGCAGAACAUGAAGGUAGAAGAUGCCAAUCGAAAACGGAAGCUGAUGAAAAUAAGAAAUGGUGUAAGGAACCUCUUUAUGAUCCACAAAUAAGUAUAAACGAAACGGAAAAUCGUGAUUUCAGUUCUGGAAUAAACAACUCGGAUGUCGUUCAAUUUACACCGCAAAAACUGAUUAUCAAAUCACGUCCAGGUGUUCCUAUACCUAUAAACAUGUCUUAUAAACCAGCAAAAGAUUAUCCUUUAGACGUUUAUUAUCUAAUGGAUUAUUCCUUCACCAUGAGGAAUCAUGCAUCAACUCUUCGGGAUCAGGGUCUUGAGAUAUAUAAAGAACUCAUAAGUUUGACUAACAAUGUUCGAUUAGGAAUUGGCAGUUUUGUUGAAAAGCCAGCGAUGCCAUUUGCCGAUGUACGCAAGGGAAUAUCAUAUUCGUUUAAAAAUCAUUUAUCUCUGUCCGAAAAUACGGAAUUAUUCCGUGAUGCCCUCAAAGAUGGCCCAAAUGGCACGAAUUAUGAUGUACCGGAGGAUAGUUUUGACGCCUUAAUGCAGGUCAUGGUUUGUCCUGAGCAGAUAGGUUGGCGAAGGGGAGCGAGACGUAUUAUAGUUUUAUGUUCCGACUCGACAUACCAUAGCGCGGGAGAUGGAAAAUUUGUUGGAGCCAUACGACCACACGAUAUGAAAUGCCACAUGAAUAAUAAAGAAAAGGACAUGUCCCUCGUUUAUGAUUACCCAUCAGUUAGUCAAAUCAAUAAAAUAGCGACAGAAACAAAUACAAAAAUUAUAUUCGCAAUUGACUCUAGUGCUAAACGACACUAUGAAGCUUUAGAGAAAAGUAUACAAGGUUCGAAGUAUGUACCCUUAAAUGCGAACACUGAUGUUGUUAACAUGAUUAAGAAUGAAUAUUUGGAGCUGGUUAGAACGUUAACUAUUGACUCGAAUCUACCAUCGUUCAUGGAAUUAAAACUAGAUCCAGACUGUUUUCAAAAGGAUAAUUGUCGAGUAAAACAUGAACAACCUGUGAGCAUUAAAGGUACAUUGAAGAUAAAGACGUGUCCCACUAAGGAAGACAUGAAAUACUUAUUAAAAAUCGGGCCAGUGUCGUUGGACGAAAAAUUGGAAGUUGAAGUAGAAACGGAAUGCCAGUGUGAUUGUGAAAAGCACGGAGAACCAGACUCGUCAAAAUGUAGCAAUGCUGGUAUUUACCAGUGCGGUAUAUGUUACUGUAAAGAAAAAAGAUAUGGCAGUACGUGUAGUUGCGUCGGUGCAUCAUCAGAAACAAACGAUUUAGAUCAGUGUAAGGCUAAUAUUACCGACUUAAAUUUUUGCAGUGGCAAUGGUGCUUGCAGAUGUGGGAAAUGUGAAUGUCAAGGAGGCUUCUCAGGCGAUUAUUGUGAAUUUGAUGACAAUGCCUGCCCUCGACCUGGCAAUUUGCUUUGUGCGAGCAAUGGAAAAUGCAGGUUUGGCCGCUGUGAAUGUAAUCCGCACUGGAUUGGAGACGACUGUCAGUGCCCAGACAAUAACCGAAGUUGUAUAGCACCUAUAUCGAACGAGGUAUGCUCUGGCAAAGGAACGUGUAAAUGUGGAGUAUGUAUUUGUGAACAAAAGGAGGAUACUAAUGAAAUAUGUUCUGGACGCUUCUGCGACGACUGUGAUGAACUAAAGCAAAAACGAUGCAAGGAACUAGAAGACUACGCCUAUUGCAAUUAUAACGUUAAUAAAACUGAAUGCGAUGAAAGAUAUCAUCAAACAUCCACUGGUGUAACGUUAGUGAACAAAACUGAAAUAGAUGCGCUUGAACACCAACAUAAAGCUAAAUGGUGCCGAAAGACCUUGGAUGACGACAGUGUCUUGAUUUUCAUUUAUUAUUAUCCGCCAUCGUCGACAAAUACGUUGGAAAUUAUGAUCCAAAAAGAAUUAGAGUUGCCCAUUAGGGCUAAUGUUUGGGUUACCGUUGUGAGUACAAUAGCCGCAGUAUUACUCAUUGGUUUGCUAACAUUACUGGUGUGGAAGUACUUGGCUGAUCUCCACGACCAGAGAGAGUACCAGAAAUUCGAGCGGGCGCUUGCCGCGGGUUGUGACGAAGACAACCCGCUGUACCAGUCCCCAGCAAUGAACUUCACUAAUCCUGCGUAUGAUCCAACAUGCAAUGGGGCGCGUUCGUGAAUACACAACUAUUUACGUUUGUCUAGUAAAAUGCCAUAAAUGUGACAGGGUUUUUUAUUCCAUUCAAAUCUGUAGUGUCGUUUCAAAGAUAUUAGCAUACACAUACGGACAGAUGCGGCAAGCGACUUUGCUUUAUAUAAUGUAGUGAUAUAACAAAACAGGAAAAAAGCUGUCUGUUUGCUG
Molecule: messenger RNA, 2541 nt
Organism: Zerene cesonia (dogface butterfly)
Lineage: Eukaryota; Metazoa; Arthropoda; Insecta; Lepidoptera; Pieridae
Product: integrin beta-PS-like
Exons: 8
Coding region: 61-2358 (765 amino acids)
Biological process (GO): cell migration; integrin-mediated signaling pathway; cell adhesion mediated by integrin
Cellular component (GO): focal adhesion; cell surface; integrin complex
Molecular function (GO): integrin binding
Source: RefSeq, a predicted model, not a curated record